Molecule: messenger RNA, 10359 nt
Organism: Hypanus sabinus (Atlantic stingray)
Lineage: Eukaryota; Metazoa; Chordata; Chondrichthyes; Myliobatiformes; Dasyatidae
Gene: ar
Product: androgen receptor
Exons: 9
Coding region: 997-3453 (818 amino acids)
Biological process (GO): male gonad development; androgen receptor signaling pathway; regulation of DNA-templated transcription
Cellular component (GO): nucleus
Molecular function (GO): sequence-specific DNA binding; steroid binding; zinc ion binding
Source: RefSeq, a predicted model, not a curated record
AGUAGCUCAGAGAAGGCGCAGAUCGAACGCUGUUUUGCUAUCACAGCACGCACACCUGAAUUUGACAAAAUGGUUGCAAUUUGAUCAUUAAGAUCGGAUACCGCUAAAUUAAAAAAAAAAGCCGUGCAAAUAACAUUCAAGGAAUAUUUUACAAACCCAAGGAUCGACGGACUUCGGAGCACCGAAGUCGAGCUGCAUUACCUAAGAGCGCUAAGUGAGACAGAAAAGUUUGCGAUUCUUUGCGGUACCAGUUCUGUGGGACUGAGCAGGAUUAAUACAGUUGAACUCUGUUUUCGCAACAAAGCGACAGGCAAAUCUGGACUUUGCAUUACGUUGCAAGAUCAGCCUUGGACAACAUAUCUGGGAAACCGCGGCGUUCUACCGGGUCGGGCAGAAAUGAGUUUCGCCCCUGCGUUUACCAAUUAAAACAAGAAUCGACUGUCAUUGAACUUCUGCUAGGAUUGCAACGGGGACGUUGUGUGCAAUUGAAGCCACAAAGCUGCCUAUCCCCGAAUCCAGCCUCUCUUAAAAGUAUUUCGCCAGUAAUUCGAAAACUGAAAGCAGACGAAUAUAUACGAUUUGCAGUGCAAAUAACGUGUCACGGCUGAGAGAAGGCGGAGUUAAUAUAUGGGAUCGUACACUAUUGACGUGAAAUGAAAGAAUUUAACACAUUAUCUGGCUAUACGUGGGGGAAGAAAAAAAGUAAAGCUGGCAGCUCCCGCUGAUUGCAUUAAAACUGCAUGUAGUCUCGUAUUUUUGAGAGCUAUGAAAUACUCAUUAAAUACGCUGGAGAGAGGAAAAUGUAUCAAGUAACGGGAUUUUGAAAAUUGCUACUUUGUUUUUUGUGUAGUCCUCCUAAUUGCUUUCCUCUAUAUGUAUUUUGGAAUUGAACAUUGUGUUUGCAUUUUAACAGAGAGAAAGAAAACAAGGGAAGAGCGUAACUUUGCAAUCAUAUACAUUUAUAAACACAAACCCGCAGAGAGAUAAGAGGACACAAUGGAGACCGAGCACCGCUACGGCAAUUACACUGCGGGACCCUCGGAAGCAGCGAGCAUGCAGCGGCAGGGGGCGGUGUUCCAGAGCGUGUUCCACACGGCGUGCGCGCUCGACGAUGAGCGGGAACGCGGCGGCCAGGAGGCGGCGGCGCCGCCGACAGCGACUGGAGCGCGCGAAGCCGGCGGCGGCAGCGGCGGCGACUUUGGCGCCUUUUGCGAGGACGCCACGUGCCGCCAGAGCGGCGCCAUCUUGAGCGAGGAGGAGGAGGGGGAGGCGGCCGCCGCUCCCGCCCGCGGGGCACGGCCGUUCGUUGUCCGUACGCUCUUCAGCGCCUGUCCGCAACGCGACAAGAACCGCGGCUAUCACGGUGACUUCCAGGACCGGGAACUGGCGAGCGUUUACUCGCCCGACGCCGAGUUCAGCGGCAGUUGCUCGUACUCAUUGACCAGCGACACCGCCCGGGAGCUUUGCAAAGCCGUGUCGGUGUCCAUGGGCCUCAAUGUGGACAGCAACGAGCUGGGCGAACUGCAGUCGUCCUACGGCGGUUCUGGCAAGAGGGACUGCAUGUUCGCUUUCCCGGAGGCCAACAGCAUCGACGCUGUAUCCGAUCAGCCGAGCCCCGGGUCUCACAGCCGGAGGCUGGCCGGUAGGUUGGAGGCGGCGGCGCCGCUGAGCCAAGCAGAAGCCGACUACGAGGUGAUCCCGCCGCGCCGGGAGGCGACCCGAGGCGGGCUGCUAGAGGACUCGGGCGGCUGUGUGGCCCGGGUGACCGGCGACAAGCCGAUGGGCAACAACGGGCAGGCGGGUGAGCUCCCCGAGAAAGACCACAAGCAGUGCCCCCACGCCAGGGUAUUGGUGACCAACUACGGCCUCGGCCCUCCUCCCUCGGAAGAGGGCACCCUGUACAACCUUCCGGACAGGGCCGGCUUCGGUGGGGGCAACGACCACUGCGUUCUGAACGGUGGCGACUGCGACGUCCAUAUCCCGGGUUUCACUAUUAAAGUCGAAGAGUCAGACGCCCCGGACGGCCGCGAAGUUUUCGGAGCCCAGUGCAGGUACUCGGACUGCUCCGGCCACCCACUUUACGGCUCCCCGUCGUCCUGGCGUUAUGUGGAGAAAGUGGGCUUGGAGAAUGAUUACGGCGGAUGCCCCGAAUAUCCCGGGAACACGAUGGCUGUUCGAGAGGACGCUGUUACCUCCGAGUCGUGGUACUCCACUGGGAUGCUGGAUCGAGGACCGCACCAAUCCUCUUGCCACAUUAAAAGCGAAAUGGAUAAUUGGAUCGAUGGAUACUAUAAUAUACGAUUGGAUAACACAAGGAACCUUGGUCUUCAGAUGGACUACUUUUUCCAGCCUCAGAAAACAUGUCUCAUUUGUGGUGACGAGGCAUCUGGAUGUCAUUAUGGAGCACUCACCUGUGGUAGUUGUAAAGUGUUCUUCAAGAGGGCAGCAGAAGGAAAACACAAGUUUCUAUGUGCCAGCAGGAAUGAUUGUACCAUUGAUAAAGUACGGAGAAAAAACUGUCCAUCAUGUCGUCUGAGAAAGUGUUUUGCAGCUGGGAUGACGCUUGGAGGUCGAAAAUUAAAGAAUACAAGACCAUUCCAAACUGCAGAGGAAAUGGAUUCUCCAGUUACACAAAAGCAACAGGACACCAAUCUCAUGAUCGUACCAAGGAUCAGUGUACCAAGAAUGCAGAAUUUUCAGUGUCAACCCAUUUUCCUAGCUGUACUGCAGUCCAUUGAGCCUGAUAUGGUAUAUGCAGGUUAUGACAAUACGCAGCCUGAUACAUCAACCAGUUUGUUGACAAGCCUCAAUGAACUUGGGGAAAGACAACUUGUACGUGUUGUUAAAUGGGCGAAGGUCUUACCAGGUUUUCGCAAUUUACAUGUGGAUGACCAAAUGAGUCUCAUACAGUAUUCGUGGAUGGCAGUUAUGGUCUUCGCAAUGGGAUGGAGGUCCUAUAGAAUUGUGAAUGCCAGAAUGCUCUACUUUGCACCAGACUUGGUAUUUAAUGAGCAACGGAUGCAAACGUCAACUAUGUAUAAUCUUUGUAUGGAAAUGCAGCGUCUAUCCCAGGAGUUUCAAUGGCUGCAACUCUCACAGGAUGAGUUCCUUUGCAUGAAAGUGUUACUACUGUUUAGCAUCAUUCCAGUUGAAGGUCUGAAAAACCAGAAUUACUUUGAUGAGCUGCGUAUGAACUACAUACAGGAACUGGAUAGAGUAAUCUCCUUUCAGGGGAAAGAUAUGCACAACCCACAGCGUUUUUAUCAACUAACCAAGCUUCUAGAUUCUCUGCAAAUGACAGUGAAGAAACUUCAUCAGUUUACAUUCGAUCUCUUUGUUCAAUCUCAGUCUCUCUGUGUCCAGUUCCCUGAAAUGAUGGCAGAAAUAAUAUCUGCCCAGGUACCAAAGAUCCUCGCUGGUAUGGCCAAACCGAUUCUUUUUCAUGAAAAGUGACAUUCAUUGCUUAUAUGUGUUAUACUGCCUGUACUACCUAGAGUUUAUCUUGUUUUCAACUUCAGUUCAAUCAAAUGCAGAACGUGUGAAUUAAGAAAUGGGGAAAAAUGCAAAAUCUACCCUUGUUUCUUGUUUUCAGUUGACACAUUUACAGACUUGGUCAAGUUAUACAACCACUGUGGUAGGCAGGUUGUAAUCUUACUAACCAGUUGUUAUGUUGGACCACACAAAUUACUGGAUAAAAACAUGAUUAUGUUUAGAAAAAAAAGUUGAAUUUACCUCUUCAUUGGUCCUUCAGAAGAGUUUCAUUUUCUGAUUUUUACUUAAAGCUACCUACAUUUUGUUCUUGUUAUUUUGAAACUACCUAGUGACCUUUUUUCAUUUUACAUAUCAGAUAUUAGUUUUGCCUGGUGUUAACAUAGUGCCUAAUAUUAUACAUUUAUCAAAUUAUAUUUGUUAAAUGCAAAAUUUGAUGUAAAUUGCAAUUUUUUAAUUUGCACUAUAAAUUUCCUUUUUCUGAAUGUCAGAAAAAAAUUAUUUUAUGGUAGUUUUGGGAUGUCCAAAAUUCAUAAAUAUUUUUUUAAUUUCCAAAGAGGUACAUUAUAUAAUAGGCAUUUCCAUGCAAUGAUUUACUACGGAUCUUACUUUCUGUUUAAAAGCAUGCAUUUGAAAAUCUAAAAUCAUAGAAUUUGUACUUCUAAAUCCCAACUUUAUCAUGUUUCACUAUUAAGGAAUGCAUAAGUUCUGGUUGCACUCUGCUACUUUUGUGAGUAAUUGGCAGACUUGUUCUUUUGAUGGAAUUGAGCUUCUGCCUAGUCAAUAUAAUAUGCAGUGAUAUUCCAAACUUGAUACGUACCAAAGCCAUUUUUGUUACUUAAAUGAGGAUCCUGGUAUAUAUUCUUUGACUAUGCAGUGCAGCACGAUACUACCUGCAUGUUUGGAUCUUUAUAGCUCUUGCUCAUAUUGCCAAAUUUGUUUUAUUCUCUACAUACUUAACCAGAAAUAAUAUUUAAAGAUAGACAUUUACCGUAACCCAACACUGAUAAGUUCCACCAGGCAAUAAAAAGACACACACUACUUAACCACUCUUAUUGAUCAAAAAUGAAAAGCAUUUCUUCUUUGGUAUGCAGUCUUCCUGGCUGUUAUUUGCAUUUUGAUCAGUAAAUAUUUUUGCUGUUUUUUUGUACUUGCCCCCUUUUUAUUCAGCGUAAAAGCAUAACAGAUACAAACAGCAUAAUAUAAAAAUACAUCUGAAAAUGUCUUAAGUAUACCACAUAUCUGUACUAGAUUUGGUUUGCUGCAAACCAUUCAAACUCUCGUUCUCCCACAAAAAUGAAGUAUGAAUAUAGACCACAUGGUGAAAGCAGCUUGCAUCUGAAGAAGAAAGACGUUAUGCCAGUAAUUUUUUUCUCAAAAAUUGAGUUUAAAAUAGUCCUUUUUUAUUCUAGGCAUGAGCAUGUUAUUAACAUUUAGUGUUAACGAAAAGAAAAUGAUGUAAAUUUCCGAACUCCAUUAGUGUAAAGUAAAAAUAUGGAGAUAAUGCAUUUCUCCAUUGGAAGUAUUUUCAAAUUAAAUGUCUUGUGUAAAAAUGUUUCUGUAGGCUUCACAGUUUAAAAAAAAGAGAACUUUUUCCGUCAUAUGUGAAUGGCACCAAUGUAAUGCGUACCUUGUUUGGAAUUCUUUCUGAAAUAAAAUUUCUUUGUUCAGUGCAGUCAAAAGACAGGCUAAAGCUAGAUGUACAAUUCUAUAAGCAUAUUCUUUAACAAAAUAUUGUAUUUUUGAGAGAUGGGAAGGAUAGAGGAAUGCACUUGUUCAUAUUUUAAGCAAAUUAAAAGGACGCUACUUAUUGUAAAAUGACUUAGUUUUUGCUUUUCUUUGAGUGUACAGGAAAGAGAUUAUUUACUUGACAGUGCAAGCUUAAUUAUUGUUGCAUUUCAGUUGUAGUAUAUCCUUAAAGUAUUGAGGACUUGGUCAUUGAAUCCAUGACUUUCAGUAACCUAGGUGAUCGUAGAUACUGGGAGCAAAUAAAAUCCUAAAUCUUUUUGUUUCAUUUAUCUCACAAAAUAUAAACUGAACAGUUUUGGUUCUUCUAAAGGAAGUGUGGUAAGCUGAGACCUAAGAGAUGGACCAGUGUUUAUUUUGCAAAUAAAUAAAUACUUAUUGUUUACUCAGUUUAUCUUGCCAAUUUUUUGGCUCCUAACUCCGAAAUGCUUGUAAUCCUAGCUAUAAUUCAAAUUAGUUUAUAGUGUAAGUCAAAAAUAAAUGAGUUCCUGCACUGAAUUCAAAAAUAUCCUUAUUCAUUGGUCUUUUCAGCAUGAGAAAGUAUUUUUGUAAGAUUUUGAAAUGCUGACAGUACUGAGAUUUCAGAAGUAGAGUGACAAUCACUUGGAAUGAAUGAAUUAUGUUAUGUAAAUGUACAAAUCUGUGUUACAGUAGUAACAUGUUGCUGGUUAAGCAAAAGUAAUGCAUAUAACAGAUAAUUCUUAAUUCACCUCUAUGGCAAUUAAAAUAUUUCAUCUAUCUAGUCAUUCCUGUUAAGUAGAAGGCACCCAAUGUACAGGAAAUAAACUAACAUUUGCCAUGAUGUUCCCUUAAGCAGGUAUCCUUAUUGAGAAGGUGUAUGUUGAUACUCAUAUAUUUGUGUUCCAAUUUUAUAAAUUUCUGGAUAUUUUUCUUUUAUGGAAAAUUAUUCCCAAGUGCUAACUAAUAUCUGUAUAUAUAUUUCCCAUGCCUUAGCUACCAUAAAUGUGUAAAUCAAUUUGUAAGUGCCUUCCCAAAUUUGUUAAAGCUAACAGGGAAAAAUAUAGUCUAAUAUGUUAGAAUGCUAUCAGACACUCUUUAAAAAUUAGUUUUAAAUUAAGUUUAACUGGCAUCACAACAUUAGGAAUCUCUUUAACAAGGUGAAAUUUUAAAGGUAUCUUCAGAAUUUUUGUUCCCUGUUCUCAGCUUUUGUUUCAUAUUUCAUUUUAUGUUAAUAGCCCUAAAACCUACAAAUUCAUAACUCCUGACUAUCAUUAGAUCCGGUUAUAUAAUUGAGAAGUGCUUCUGUUUUGGAGUUACUUUAUGAAAGGAGUUUCAUUAUGAAAACCUCCUUUCCACUAACUUUCAGUGAAACUUAGUUACCCCACAAGUCAUGCGAUUCACAAAUUUGCUAUUCACAACCUACCUUGCUGUGUACAAUUAGCAAAGAAAUUUUUUGACAGAUUGAUUAAGGGAGACCCCGGCCAACAAAACUUACCAUUAUGGUAUUAACGUAUAUCACAAAGGUAGUAUUCAAUAUAAAAUACUGUAAUGAAAUUGUAUUUUGUAAUAUUUCAACAUGUAUUGUUGCCUUGUAAUGUAGUUCCAGAUUAGGUAUUUUUUUACCCAGAAGCAGAAAGCUCAGAAUGCUUAUGGGUAGUGUGGUGAGUAUGAGAUGAAAUCAGUUUAUGAUUUGGGUUAUGGACUGAGUUAGGGGAAUCUAAAAAAUCAUAACUUAAAAACAAAACAUAUUUCAAAUCCUUUUUUCAAGUUUAGCUUCAAAUACUAGGUAUUUCCAGUAGUUUCUUUUUUUGUUUUGUAUUUCUGAAAUCUUCUGAUGCUAUUUUUUGUUUUGAAAUGAUAAAUAAUGCACCUUAAGACGUAAAUAGAUCUCAAAGAGAAAUCUCAACUAUGUUUCAUGGUCCUUGAAUAAAAAUUUACCAGACAUAUAAUAUUUGACCCCUUGGUUUUUUUUCAGGCAAACCAAAAGUUACUUUCCCAACAGUUUGAGUGUCUGACCAGUACCAUUUACUUAAUGUAAAUGUAGGAUCGCCCCAAUUUUAGUUUUAAGUUUGUUGAUAAAUAAGGUCUGUUUCUUUAAUGGUCUGAGAAUAGAAAUAUUUUGUAAGAAUAAGCACCUUAUAACUGACUGUUUUUAUUAGUCUUUUUUGAUUCCUUUUUGUAUUGUUGAGCAUUUGGUUAAUAAAGGGAAUAUGCAUAUUUCUAUACUGUUUUGUACAGCAGUGUACUGUAUAUAUGCAUUACAUAGUUUUUGCAAUGCAGUAAUGUACUGUGCUUGAAAAUGUUAAUGUAUUUGUUUUAUUCUGUUAACGUCUGUAUAGUAGUAUAGGGUGGUGGAGACUGCCUGGGCACCUGCAGGAUAAACUAUUGAGAUGAAGCAAAUGGUACUGCUGUAUAAGUAGGGUUGUCACAAUAAGAUGCAUUUGUAAUGAAUAUUAAUGUUAUCGCUAAAGUUUAGGAAAAGUAUUAUUGGGAUCUCCUGUUAGUAUCAUGUCUUUAUUUUUGACAACCUAAAGUGAAUGUGAGAUGGCAAAAUAAAAGCUUACUAAAGUUGUUUAAAGAAACAAUGUUAAGAAAUAGAUGCUGUUUUCAACAAAAGUACAUAAAAUGAAAAUAGUGUUCUUUUGAAUAUUCAACAGAAAAAUUAAAUCCAUUUUAAUCCUUUUUCUGCGCUCAACAGAGUGGUCAUUGAUGGCUAUCUCAUUGUUUAAUAGCAGUAGUAGGUAGCUUAGGGGUGGCCUGGGACUAGGCUUGACAAAGAAAUCAUGACAGAUUUUCAAUUAUGUGAAUCAUAGAGGUAGCAAUAAAGUUGUGAUUUAAGUGUGGUCUAUUUCUCACUGAUCUACAGGUAGAAAUGAGAAGUAUAAAACAAUGCAGUCAUUGAUAUACUUAAGGCAAUAGAAAAGUUUGUCACAGUUACUGUUAUUUAAUGAAUUAAAGAAGUCUGGUUGUCUUUUCCUGCCAGAUAUCAGCUGAUGCAGCAACAACAUCAAGCAUUUUUGAUCUGUUUGUAUUUUCUAAAGGGACAGACUAUCAUAUGCCUACCAAUGCUUCCAUAGUUCACUCUACUUGAAAAGGCUAGUACCUUUAGAAACAAUGAAUAGUGUGUGAAUUGCACCAUAAAAAAGUACAUUUCCUGGACAAUGCCCUGUGUGCUGUCUAUGAAACAAAGUUUGCAUACAUAUAUCAUAAGAGAAGGAUUGAGAGCCAAUGCACCAAUUGACCAGCAAUUGCCAAUUACUAACCUAAUUUAUAAUUAGGAGCACCAGAAGUGAACCAAGCUCUUCCUUUGGGAGGCUGCCAAAAGAGCCAAUUCCUGAGAGGAUUGGAGAAAUUCUAAUUAUAAUUACAAUAUAAUUACAUAAUAUUCCUAACAAACUCUGUCACUGGGAAUGAACUAAAGGAAACAAGAGUUGAGAGAACACAGGUGAGAUUCUUAUUAUGUUACCUUUAUGUUGACAAGCUGUUUUAAGGCCAUUUUGGCUUUCUUUUAAUAAAACAUCAACUACAAUCUGGAUGACCUUGAUUUGGGAGUAACAGUGAGCAAAGGUUCAUUUAUUAUUAAAUCAUACACAACUCUUGAAAUUUGUCUUGUCCAGAUACCCAUGAAACAAAGAAAGAACAUGAAAGUUGUUCAGAGAGAAUCAUCGACCCUCCACCAGCGGCACAAAAGCAUCAUCCCAAUUAUUGACCACCAACCCCCCCCACUCAAAAAACUAACAGAACAUCAAUCCCCAAAUACCCUUCAUUCACAUGACAAAACAGAAAAGGAACAGGUGAUAAAAAAUCACAAAAUAAAAACCCAUGUCAGAAAAAGUCCCCAGUCCAUAAACACAGUAGGCCAAUCUAAAUGCAGAACCACUAUACCGGGGGUCGGCAACCUGCGGCUCCCGAGCCAUUUGUGGCUCUUUCACCUCUGUGCUGCGGCUCCCUGUGGCUUUGGGAAAUAAUUGGUCAGUAUUUAAUUAAAAUGUAUUUUAUGUUAGUUUGUUAGCUUUUGAAAUGUAAUUCUAAAUUUGAAGAUUAUGGUGAUCUUGUACAAUCUAAGUGUGGCGACAUCCGAAACGGCUCACAAUUAGCCAGCAUUCCGGCUAAGGGAGAUAGCCUACGGGGGUUUGUGAGUACGCGUCUUUUGCAGCAUCUGCGUCCAUGGGGGCUGGGUUGAGAGAGGCUUAAAAGCAAGGCUGUUUAGUUCGAAUAAAGCUAUCUUUGACUGCAGUUUACUGACACCGCUACAACGUGUUUUUAUCGCUGGCUGUCCAGACGGAAGGUGCUGAAACGCUUUGUCGCGUGUCUGGAAGAAGUGAAAACUUUCCUGGGCAGCAAAGGGCUCACCUUUCCUGAGCUGGAACAGCCAGAGUGGCUGGAAAAGCUACACUUCAUGGUAGACAUGACAGCGCACCUGAACACGCUGAACACAGUUCUUCAGGGGAAAGGACGUACAGCCCUGCACAUGUUGGAGGAUGUUUUGGCAUUCGAGCGCAAGUUGACAGUGCUUGCCAGAGAUUUACAGAAAGGCACAUUGUCUCACUUCCCCAAUUUGAGAGAGUUCAAACAAGGUCACGACAUGAUAAAUUCGGAGUAUUUACAUUCUGCAAUCAUCGCAAUGCAAACAUCGUUUGGGAAACGCUUCUGUGAGUUCAGAGAGGAAAAAAACACAUUAUCCUUCCCGGUCACUCCCUUAAGCAUCGAUCCUUCCCUACUGAAUACGACUGCAUUGGCAGGUGUGAGUCAACCUGAUCUUGAGAUGGAACUGGCCGACAUAGCCGACAAAGACAUAUGGGUGUCCAAGUUUAGACGCUUGACAGCAGACCUUGAAGAUGUUGCCCGUUCUUGCUCAGAAACACAAAUGGAGUGAUAUUGAAAACCUUCUAAAACCGGACAAACUUGUGUUCGAAACAUGGAAUGCUAUGCCCGACAUUUAUGUAAACAUUAAAAAGUAUGCGCUUUGAGUCCUGUCGAUCUUUGGAUCCACAUAUGUAAGUGAGCAGGUGUUCUCCAACAUGAACUUUAUUAAAAACAAACAUCGCGCAUGCCUCACAGAUGACAGCUUGCGAUCCUGUGUAAAGAUGAAGGUGACGUCAUACAGCCCUGAUGUGCAGACGCUGUGCGCUGAGGUCCAGGAGCAGAAAUCCCAUUAACCAA